UGCCAUGUCAUCAGAUGCCAUAAAUGGAGAGUUCGACGUCAAUUCUCUUUCAGAAGACAACAUAAUUCAGUUUCUAAAUUCAAACUGCCACUCCGAAGACGAUGCGAAACACUGGCUCGAAUUUUUCUCAAAUCGGCUCAAAAAUUUGGACCAAAGUGGAACCGAAGGUCAAAAAUCGGAUAUUUCCUCACUUAAAGAAUUGACUGGAGAAGCAAGAAAUGACUUGACACGUCUCCGCGAGCUGAAGAAAAAACGAGAAUUAUUAUUGCGUAAAAUUGCGAAUAGCAAGUUAAAGACGGAUGAGUUUUAUGACAUUUUGAAAGAAAAGUGUGAAAAAUUGCAAAACUUGGAGAAGCAAAAACAGCAAAUGGUUGCAUUGGAAGAGUUCAAAUCUAUUCUAAGAAAAAUAAAUGAAGCUUAUCAAGAGUCCACUCCUAAAGCAAUAAUGUUUUACUCGGAAGCGGUACUUCUUUACCAAAAUUUACCGGAAGAUUCAAAUGAGAAUUUACUUGACAAAAUGUAUUCCAAAAUUGAGGACUGGGAAAGUAAAUUAAUUGAUUCGGUUAAAACAGAUUUCCUUCGAACCAUGUCGAAGCUAGGCUGGGGAACGAGCAACGUAUUGAUAGCGGCCAAUCAGAUGAAGGAAACAGAACGAGAGCAUUUGAUUGGUCAGAGAAAUGAGUUGUUUUUACAACUUUUGGGACUUCAAAAACCUGCUAUAAAAGGUUUAGUCGAUAAGAGUAUUAUAUCAACAGAUAACGAAUUAGCUGAUCUGAAUUUACCUCCUAUUAGUGCUUUGUUAAUUGUGUUUAAAAAGAGAUUUUACUUCCAUUUUUACGGCGACAGAAAGACAAAUAGCAUCGAAAAACCGGAAUGGUAUUUGACGCAGGUUUUGAAAUGGGUACAAGAAUGCAAAGACUACUUGGACGACGAAUUUCAGCCACUUGUUAAUAAAAUGUGGAAUAAACCUGUUAGUAUGAAGAUAAAAUUUGUCGCGGGGCUUUUGGGUUUCAUUCGGACAAAAAUGACGUCGGAUUUGAAACACGUCGUCUAUAACGAGUCUUUGUUGUCGCAUUAUGUUGACGAAGUUUUGAACUUUGACAGGGAACUCGAAAACUGCAUCGACGUCGAAAACAUCGACUGUUGUUUUUACUCUCCGCUUCAAGUUUUGCUUCUGGACGAAAAAGUUUUUCCCAAGUGGUUGGAAAUGGAGUCAAACUUGGUAAAAGAAAAAUUAGACAAUCUACUUUCGGAUUGGGAAAACUGCUGGAAAGCGGAAAUAACUGACGAUAACAGGCUCAAGUUCAUUCCGAAAUCUGCAAAUAUAUUUCUGACUUUAUUAGAUUGCAUUUCAAACAGGUACAAAAAGUUGCCGAGUUUUGAGCACCGAAAACAGUUUUUCCACUUGCAGCUUGAACUAAUGGACGAGUUUCGCACGAGGUUGAUGCAGUUGAAAAACCAGGAGAAAAUUAUUCCUCUGAAUGAAUCGUUCAUUGGCAUUUUGAACUCGGCUCAUUACGUAAUCCAAGUUCUUACGCAAUGGUCCAGUGACGUCACUUACUCACUCCUGACAUUGCCGCGUAUGGAUGAUGUAACAGGAUCGGACUCAGUUGGUAUCCAGACCAGUGUGGGUCCAUUCGACUACCAGGUGGAGACCAUGUCCCUCUUCAUGCAGGACUGUGAGCUCAUUCUGGCCAGAUAUGUGGCCAAUCAGGUGAAGGAGAAGGUGCCGCUCUACAGGAGUCAGAAGUUUUGGACCAAGAGCCAGCCGAAGAAAUCAGAGGAACAGAAAGAUGAGGCUGGAAAGAAUGUUUCCACAAUUGCAGCCGACAUUUUGCUUCCCUUCUCCACAGAAAUUGAACAACUUAGUUUGACUUUAAACGAAAACUCAUUCCGAAACACGUGGAAAUCGGUGUGCAGUUUUGUCGACAAAAUCAUUUACAUUGACCUUGUUUUGAAGACAAACUUCUCAAAGUUUGGAUGCGACCAAUUUGUAACAGAUAUUUCACAAGGAUUGCUGCCAAUAGUCGGAAAGUUUACCCGAAAUCCGAGGAACUUCUUCCCUUGUUUGUCGGAUAUUGUGACGCUGUUUUCACUUUCAAAGGGAACUUUCCUGCUGCUGAAGGAUCACUUGGAGCAAGUGGAGAGUGGAAAAUGCGACCAUGACGAGUUUCAAAGAAUAUGCAAUGAGUAUAGACUGAAUGGACUUACGAAUGCCACUCAGAUUUUAAAAGUGAUGUCUAAAGUUAUUUGACGGACUGGAUUUGUGUAUAUAUGACUGAAGUUGGAAUUGAAUGGUAACAGGGAAUAUAAAAAACUUAUAAUUGAUGAUAUAACUUUUACCAAAUUGUCGAUAAUAAGAAAUUAAUAACUUGAAUAAGAAAUAAAUGUUGGUAGUGGAAUUUAAAUCUAUAAUGCAA
This is a messenger RNA of Symsagittifera roscoffensis, 2420 nucleotides long. Its product is annotated as RAD50-interacting protein 1-like. Gene Ontology annotation, biological process: retrograde vesicle-mediated transport, Golgi to endoplasmic reticulum; regulation of ER to Golgi vesicle-mediated transport; endoplasmic reticulum to Golgi vesicle-mediated transport. NCBI's taxonomy places the organism in Eukaryota, Metazoa, Xenacoelomorpha, Acoela, Convolutidae. Bases 5 to 2254 code for a protein of 749 amino acids. The record is from RefSeq and is a predicted model, not a curated record. Gene Ontology annotation, cellular component: Dsl1/NZR complex. The transcript is spliced from 3 exons.